AUGACAAGAAGCUCGAAUCCUGAAGUUACAGGAGGGUCUAGAAAUUCCUGUCCCUGGAGCGGAGUCCAGUGUGAUGGACACACUGGCCAUGUGAUCAGCCUCGAUCUGAGCAAUGCUUGCCUUUCUGGCUCCAUCAACUCUAGCAGCAGCCGUUUCCGACUUGUUCACUUGGAGAGUCUCAAACUCGAAGCCAAUAACUUCACUCUUUCUGUCAUACCACCCGAAAUCGGCAACCUUUCGAGGUUCAACAUACUGAAUUUGGUUGGUAAUGUGCUAACUGGUGAAAUCCCAUCUUCCUUUAGUAAGUUCACUCAACUCUCCGAGUUAUAUCCGAGCAACAACCAGUUGACAGGUCAAGUCCCUUCUUCCUUUCAGAACUUCACUCAACUCUCUCGUUUAUCCUUGCGCCAAAAUCAAUUGGCAGGCCAAACCCCAUCUUUCUUCGGGACCCUCACUGAACUCUCUCAGUUGGAUCUGAGCGACAACCAAUUAACCGGCCAAAUCCGUCAUUCUUGGGAAACCUCAGCCAACUCUCUGCAUUGUACCUCAGUCUCAGCCCAACUCACAGGCCAGAUCCCAUCUUCCAUUGGGAACCUCAUGCGAAUCUCCAGUUUAGGUCUUUUGCACGCCAAAUCCCGGUGCCGUCAUGAACCUCCAGCAGCUGGAGAAUCUUUACUUGAACUCCAACAAGUUAACAGGUCUUAUUCCAUCUCAACUUGGAAGCCUCAUCCACCUGGAGAGUCUUGA
Messenger RNA from Punica granatum (pomegranate), 747 nucleotides. The record is from RefSeq and is a predicted model, not a curated record. NCBI's taxonomy places the organism in Eukaryota, Viridiplantae, Streptophyta, Magnoliopsida, Myrtales, Lythraceae.